Molecule: messenger RNA, 1077 nt
Organism: Musa acuminata AAA Group (dessert banana)
Lineage: Eukaryota; Viridiplantae; Streptophyta; Magnoliopsida; Zingiberales; Musaceae
Product: MYB-like transcription factor ODO1
Exons: 2
Coding region: 47-751 (234 amino acids)
Source: RefSeq, a predicted model, not a curated record
GUUUGGUGGGUGGGGGUAGCUCCGGAAGCCUCAAGCCGGAGGGGAGAUGGGGAGGCGACCGUGCUGCGACAAGCUCGGGGUGAAGAAGGGGCCGUGGUCGGCGGAGGAGGACAAGAAGCUCAUCAGCUUCAUCCUCACCAAUGGCCAUUGCUGCUGGCGCGCCGUCCCAAAGCUCGCGGGCCUGCUGCGGUGCGGCAAGAGCUGCCGGCUUCGGUGGACCAACUACCUGCGCCCCGACCUCAAACGAGGUCUGCUCAGCCCCGCCGAUGAGCAGCUGGUCAUCGAUCUCCAUGCUCGCUUGGGGAAUAGGUGGUCAAAGAUUGCAGCAAUGUUACCAGGAAGAACAGACAACGAAAUCAAGAACCUGUGGAACACACACAUCAAGAAGAAACUUGUUAAGAUGGGCGUCGAUCCAGUCACUCAUAAGCCACUCGACAGGAAAGCGAACUCCGUCUCCUCACAGUCCACUGCGACGACGGAAUCGAAGUCCGACCAGCAGUUACAAUCACGAGGAACCGACGGUCAAAUCCAGUUGUCGGAGAACACAUCAAGUCCAACGGAAGCAAGCUCGAACGCUGAUGGCGCAGACCCGCUGUUAAGCUGCUUGUGGGAGGACAACACGUCACUGCUGGAUGAGCUGUGGCAGUUUCCCAGCAACGAGGACGUGGAUUACGGCAGCGUCGCCGGGCCAGUAUGGCCGUGGGACGAAGGGAGCUGCGAGUGGCUGCUCGAUGACCAGGCGCUUGGGUAGGAGAUGUGCAAGUGGCUUGGCAAUUGCAGGUAGACAAAAGCAAAACCGAGUUCUCCGCGUAGUGUACAAGUGUAGAUUGCUCCUAAUAAGCUUGGUUAGGGAAGCAAGCUUGGAUCCCUUGUUCCUGCAAAGUGGAAGCUGGAUCACAACGAAGCUACUCUUCUCCUCCUCCCUCUGUGUGUGUGUCCGGGUAGAAAGUCAUGUACAGUUAGUUCUCCGGAGAACUUUGUCGUCGUCCAGAUUGAUCCCGUGAUGUACAAGACUGCGCACAUCAAAGGUGUACAUUUAGCUUAGCAUUCAACGUGGAUGGACGAAAUCUAUGGAUC